Messenger RNA from Aethina tumida (small hive beetle), 1031 nucleotides. RefSeq names its product cuticle protein 19. The record is from RefSeq and is a predicted model, not a curated record. NCBI's taxonomy places the organism in Eukaryota, Metazoa, Arthropoda, Insecta, Coleoptera, Nitidulidae. The transcript is spliced from 3 exons. Gene Ontology annotation, cellular component: extracellular matrix. The coding region runs from base 1 to 630 and encodes 209 amino acids.
AUGUAUACGAAGAUCUUAGCAUUCGCUGCCCUGAUAGCAAGUACAAAAGCUGGUCUGCUGCCGGCUACUGCGAUAUCCGCCCACGGUUUAGCACUUGGACCUGCUCUGGGGCCAGCCCUAAGUUCCUUAGGUCAUGCCAUCGCAGCACCAGCCCUAGCACCGGCUAUUUCAGCCUAUGGACCCGCCAUACCAGCCUAUGGGUCCGCCAUACCAGCCUAUGGGCCUGCGUUAGCCGCCCCCGCCCUUCUCAAAGCACCUCUAGGUCCAGUUGUUAAGGCUGCACCAUCUGUCGACUACGUGGCAUAUCCCAAGUACGAAUUUAAAUACGGCGUAGCCGACGGCCACACCGGAGACCAGAAGACUCAAUCGGAAAUCCGCGACGGCGACGUGGUCAAAGGCCAGUACUCCCUGGUGGAACCGGACGGAACCGUCAGAACCGUCACCUACACCGCCGACGACCACAACGGCUUCAACGCCGUGGUAACCAGAGCCGGCCACGCCGUGCACCCAUCGGUCGCAGUGGCCCCCAAAGUCCUGGCGGCUCCGGCUUUGGCGCCCCAACUCCUGGCCUCGCCCCUGGGCCACGGCUUGGCCGGUCCCCUGGCCUACGGGGGGCUGCUCAAGGGCUAAAAACGACCGCCUCCGCCAGCAUCGCCGGAGAAGUUUCGACACAAACCAGCUUUGUGGCGGAGCUUCUUGGCUGCAAAUGAUGCAACCGAUCAGGGACCUUAAAAACUUGGUUGGGUCGUUUGUGUUAUGGUGAACGACUUUUUUAUGUCUUCGUUAAUUAAAAAAACUUGUUCAUUAUAAGAUGUCGGAUGUCUGUGAAUGUUCGUGGAUGACUGCUUGCCAGGAAGAUGCGUGCUCUUAUUUAUUUACCCUUGAUGUCUUCUCUUGAGCAGUCGGACACAGACCGCCAUGCCGAAAUGAUGCGCCCCUAUUGUUUUUUUGAUGAAUGAUCUGUCCUAUGCUUCUUUAUUGUGUUACUUAUGUAUAUAUCAUAUUCUAGUUCUAUGUCAUGCAGUAUUGUU